AUGCAGCAGAUGAGACUUGCUCUUGUGGUCUUGGCUGUCUGUGAGGCUCUUCGAACCUCGGAAGGUCAAGCCAUCAGAACACCUAAUCGAGCUAGAAUACGCGUGCACAACAAACACACUGCUGCAGUCCCAGAGGGCGCGGGGGGACGGGGCGGGUGCGGGCCGGACGGGGUCCUGGGCACGCUGGGCUGCCGACUGGUGCCGGCCUCUCCCUUUGCGCUACCAGGCCCCAGGCGGAAGAAAAGCCUCCCCACCUCGCCAGUGGCUCCAAACGGGUAUCGCAAGAGCGAAGGGUGUUGCCCUGCCAUACUUCCCAUUGCUUCCAGCUGUUGCACUGAGGUUUCACAUCAUGUUUCCAGAAGGCUUCUAGAAAGAGUGACUACAUGUCGCAUCCAAAGAGCUGAUGGGGACUGUGACUUGGCUGCUGUCAUCCUGCAUGUCAAGCGCAGAAGAAUCUGUAUCAGUCCACACAAUCAUACUGUUAAGCAGUGGAUGAAUGCUCAAGCAGCCAAGAAAAACAGCAAAGGCAACAUUUGCCAUAAGAAGAAACACCAUAGCAAGAGGAACAAUAAGAGGGCAAAUCAGAGAAAAUAUGAAACACAUGGCCAUAAAACUUCUCAGUGGCGUUUACUAAUGAAUUUACAAAGAGAUUCCUUAAGUGAACUUGGCCAUGGCUGGUUAUAAAUGUGAAUUUUCCUUAUUAGCAGCCAACAGGGCAAAACGAAAUACUGUUUUUGAAAUACUGAACCACUGUGGGAAGUAAUCUUAAAUUCCAAGGUAAGGACUCCCUGGAGAAACCUGCUGCACUUUCCUAAGUGCUGCUCACUGUCCUGGUGUCUUCAUGGCUUGGGAGAAUUUUGGCCAGGAGUCCCUGAAACAUGAAAACAAACCAGGCAUUGAUUUUUCUUAAUUGUUGUCCUCCCCCUUAACCUCCAUUCUUUUUUGUUAGUAUCACACUCAAAGAGGGGAAGGAUGGAUGACACUGGAGGAGAAUUCACCAACCUGAAUGGGUUUUACUUUAAAAAACUGUUGGCGGGGGAUUUAGCUCAGUGGUUUUGCCUCCUGCUGUGCAAGUGCAAGGACCUGAGUUCAAUCCCUAGUACCAAAAAAAUAAAUAAAUAAAA
Heterocephalus glaber (naked mole-rat) is the source of this 1124-nucleotide messenger RNA. Lineage: Eukaryota; Metazoa; Chordata; Mammalia; Rodentia; Bathyergidae. The record is from RefSeq and is a predicted model, not a curated record.